This is a messenger RNA of Lates calcarifer (barramundi perch), 1471 nucleotides long. RefSeq names its product sorting nexin 16 (gene snx16). The record is from RefSeq and is a predicted model, not a curated record. NCBI's taxonomy places the organism in Eukaryota, Metazoa, Chordata, Actinopteri, Centropomidae. Gene Ontology annotation, biological process: early endosome to late endosome transport; protein targeting to lysosome; endosome to lysosome transport. Gene Ontology annotation, cellular component: late endosome; early endosome; extrinsic component of endosome membrane. Gene Ontology annotation, molecular function: phosphatidylinositol binding.
CCUCGUCUGGCCGUGAGGACGCACUGCUGUCGCCGUGCUGUGACUCCAAGCUUGCUAACAUGACAGAGGUGGAGGUUGAGAAGUGGAUAAACAACAGGACAAUCAGACACCAAGCUUUAUGUGUAUAGUAAAACCAUUUUCUGACGUGGAAGGGUAUUGGCUUCCUACGGGUGUUCAGAGUCUCUGAGCCCCUCAGAGUGAGCAUUACUGCUUCACUCCAUCAUCACACAGCACCACUGAAGCAACGUGAGGUCAGUGACCGUGUGAGAAAACUUGCUGACUGCUGCAGUGGCAGGGCAGGAGUGCGCAGCUCAGGAAGAUGGCAUCACCCUUUGUGCCUGUCCCUGUGCCCAUGGACAGAUCCUCGCCAGGUGGUAGCAAGCUGAGACGGCCACAGCGAGCCUCAUCGCUAGGCAGCGUCUCCAGCAGCUCCGAGGACCACGGCAGAGGAUGUGGAGGAUUGGGUUCCCAGCGUCAGUCCCGCGGUUUGGACAGAAGCAGCCGCAGCCGGACACCACCGCCCCUCCAGAGCCCUGUGACACGGGCCAGGGUCAACGGAACUCUGGAGCCCUCUGUGGAGUACUCCAGCUGCCCCCGCUCCAUCUCGGAUCCUGCUGGGACCCAGCAAGCUGAGGAGAGGCCCAUCACCCCCACUGUGCUGGGGUACGAAGUCAUGGAGGAGAGGGCCAAAUUCACGGUUUAUAAGGUCCUGGUCAGGAAGACUGCAGAUGAGAGCUGGGUUGUUUUUAGGAGGUACACAGACUUCUCCCGCCUUAACGACAAGCUGAAGGAGAUGUUUCCAGGCUUCCGCCUCUCACUGCCUCCUAAGCGAUGGUUCAAAGACAACUAUGACAGUGACUUCCUGGAAGACAGACAGUUAGGACUACAGGCCUUCUUGCAAAACUUGGUUGCACAUAAGGACAUUGCCAACUGCCUUCCAGUAAGAGAGUUUUUAUGUCUUGAUGAUCCACCUGGGCCCUUUGAUAGUUUGGAGGAGAGCAGGGCAUUCUGUGAGACUCUGGAGGAGAGCAACUAUCGUCUGCAGAAGGAGCUGCUGGAGAAGCAGAGGGAAAUCGCCUCCUUGAAGAGGAGGCUGGAGGAGAGGGAGCAGGCCAUCCUGCUGCUGGAGAAACAUAUCAAUGGUGAGUGUGUGAGCCCAGAGUCUCCAUGUGGUCUGUCAGCUCAGGGCAGUGAGAGCAGUGCAGAUGCAGAUGUAGAGUCGUCCGCUGCAGAGGCUGAUCAGGACAUGCCUGACGACGCUGGUGGCAGGUGUGAGGUCCAGCUGGUGCGAUCUUCUGCCUGUUGGUGCGGGCCGUCGCUCAGCACCUCUCCUCCGGUCAUCCAGGUCACCCAACUUUACCACCAGAAGCUGGAACAAUGACAACCAACUCUGGUUUCUUCCCCUUUUUCCCCAGUCUCCUCCUCGCGUCUUCUGCUUUUUCUGCCCUCUCUUUGACCUUACCACUCCCAC